GAUAAAGUUUAUCACUAGACUCGCCUAUUAAGUAGUGGCGUUAUUGAGCAGCAGGCGCUUUCAGAAAAGAUCCCGAAGUGGAUGGCUGCUCUGGCUGUUGUUGGUUUAAGUAAAAUACGAGACGACGUCUUGAUGAAACUACAUCGCAAAAAUGUACUACAACUCUGCCGUGGUCUUUCCAUCUAGCACCGAACUUACCGCUCCUCGAAGAGGUGCGGCUUCUGUGUCGGCUGUUGUUCCUAGCAUAAGCUUAAGCACGACCUCUUCGUCUUCGCAAGAACAGAACGAAGAUUUGGGUGGAGGGAGUAGUUCUUGCCACUAUGUCACGCCGAAUGAAGAUUUUUACCACGACCACGGGCGGCAGCUGCACAGCAACUCCAGCCAGCAGGAGCUGACUUCUCAAACUGCGCCUCAGUCUUGCCAGCUAGUAAAUCAAAAUCUUCAUCAGGGAAAUAUAUGUUUCGAAAACAGAGAUCCUUCGGCAACAACAUCGACAGCGCAGCUUCAAAACGGUGGUGGUGAAACUGCGUUUAGUGCCUGCAAGACAACCAGCACAAUGGAAAACUCGUGCGCAGCUGCCGGCUCGACUCCUACUGCUGGAAGUACUAUUCAUCCAGAAGCUGCAGCAGAACCCAGUACGGGAUCUGCAACAAGUAGCUCAACUAUUGCUGUUCCUCCUCCAGAGCAGAACACCAAUUCACCCCCGAACAAAAUGGACCCGGUGACUUCUACCACGACCACGACAACAACAUGUACUAGCAGUACUUGUUCGACGGCCCAGCAGCAAGAUGACGAAGACAGCCUGCAGAAACAACUACAGGAAAAGCAGCUUGAAGUAGAAGAACAACGGAAGAAAGCGCAAGCCGCUCAUCUUCUAGCUGCGAAGCAGAAGCAAGAGAAGUUGACUCAUCUGCGGAAGCAGACGCUUGCUUGGCUGGAAAGAGAAGGAAUUCAGACGGAUGAAGAUUUUUACAACUCGGAGAAGCUGCAGAAACGCUACGUGAUCAAAAAGAAGGCGGCAACUUGUAGUAGUUCUAGCACCGACGAGGAAGGACAAAAGAACAAGGAGGAAACUUCAACUUGUGAUGCGAAAGAAUCACGCAAAAGCAACACCGCAGAUGUGCCGGCCCCUGCGGGCGGUGGGUCAGGAGCUUCUGACUACGAGGUAGAUAAUGAACUCGGUAUUAAAAACAGCACGACCUGCGCCAAUGACGAGAAGGACGACAGCACAGAAACAGCAAGCGCCAACACGACAAACGCGAUUUCUAUGUUGGAAUUUUUGAAGCAAGUGCACAAAAACCAAUUUAGAGUGCACGCUCGGGAAUCGGUUUUGGUUCGGGUGGUGGACCCGGCGAAAAGGGAAAAUACUGCCGCUGGAAAUAAACAACAAGGAGGAGGAGGGCCGGGCACCUGCUGCAGCUGGAAAACAUCGAUGGGCAUCAAUCCUUCCGAUCAAAAGAUGAGUGGCAGUGCGCCGGCUGAUCAUGUUGCAUCUUCUGUGCAGGAGGUGCAGGAACGUCGAGAAGAUGAGGGCGGAACUACAUCUGGCUGCAGUUCUAGCGGCAAGAACUGCGAAACUGCGCGAAUGACCACUUCUCAUCUGAAGCCACAGCGAAUCUGGUCCUACGUGUACACUAAUGUUGUGGGUGGGGGUACUAGUACAAUGAGCACAACUUCGACUUCUUUCUGUGCUGGACCUCCACCUCUAUCCUCAGGAUCGGCUAGUCACCUUUACAGCAACACCAGCAUGCACCAGAACAGCAUGACAAAUUCCACCUCUCUCCUAAAGCCCGACGACAUUCUCGAGCUCCUGGCCAUCGAGGAGGAUUGGAUGGUUGCGCGGCACCUUCGGACAAACCUGGAGCACUACUUCCCGGGAGUUAUGGUGGAGGUGGCUUUUGUGCCGGACUUUUUGAAAGAAGUCCUUCCGAAUUUGAACCACUGGCUACCGCAACGGGCGAGGAAGUAAAAAAACUACUGAAUUGAUGGUUUUCUUUUUUUGUGCCUCGUGCGUCGACCUUUUUCGUUUGUGAUCUUUUUGGAAAACGUAAAGGACAGAACCCCGCCACCGCUUGAUAUACAAAAAUAUCGACUUGAUCCUUAUCAGGCAGCGCAACUUUGAGUCCGGGUUCGCCACGGCGAAGAAGCAGUACAGGAAGGAAAUUUUGAACGAGAGACUGACGAAGAAAUCGAAGCGUAAAAUCUUUCAGAACAACGUGAGUCUCAGUUCCCAGACGACCAGUCGGACGAGUUUAUUGCUGCAUUUUUCGGUCGAGGGAAAGCAGAAUCCGCUCAUGGAGAAGUUCCGGGCGCAGAUCCAAGAGACGAAGCUGGAGGCGCGGCGAUGGCGGAGUUGUAAUAUGAUGACGAACAACAUCAAAAACAAGAAUAACUUCUACGGCGCACCAACUACGAUGUUGAAUUGUUCGAAGGGUAUACUAUACGGCAAGGAAAGCGAUUGGCGCCUAACCCGAUUUCUACUAGUAAAAUCUUACUAGUAAGGAAAAUCCAAGAAUUUUACUAGUAAACAACGUUACUAGUAAUCUUAUCCGGACAAGCAAGCAAAAAAACUACUAGUAAGCGAACUAGUAGAGAGCUUACUAGGAGAAAACUGCCCCCAUUGCCCCGCGGGUCGGCUCGCCCCGAGCUUGCGCCACAGAGCUCGCCCGCGCUCCUGGCUUCCCUCGCCCCCUGUGGAGAAACUAGCGCCGAGCAACCCGUGCCUGCGUGGUGGCGCGGGACGUGGCGCUCGUUCCCGGGACAAGGGGGCGCAGCCGUAGGAGGGUGAGUCCUUAUUUAUCUGACCGAGGGUGGCGCGGCGCGCGCUGCUGGGCCCGCAAGUGCAGGCGAACUAGCAGCUCCGGCCCCGCCACGGUGCCGGGGAUGGCUUUGCGCUUUGUUUGGGUCGCCACGUUUUGCCAGGCCGGGGCGGCCCCCUCUUGGUGUGGAUGCUUUCGCCGCCCUGCACAAACAAAGAAGAAAGCGCCUUUUCUCGAUGCCUUAAAUGGUUACCACACACAGCGGGCCCAGUCCCACUGUGUUGGCUGACUGCCGCCUUGGAUGCGUAACUAGAAUGACGAGCAGCCGCCCGCAAGUCUCGCAGCCUGAGGGGGUGCUCGCAAAUUUAUUGGGAACCCGCGGAGCUUCUCCUCCGGAGAUCGCAAAUUUAUUGUUCUUUCUUUCCCCCGGACCCAGAGCUUCUCCUGCUCCCGGGGCCUGGGACGGGCCCCUGUCACGCCUAUUGUCUUUCUCCGGGGGGCUCAGACGCACGGAAAAGCCCUGCGCCUGCAGGGUUUUCGUCCCCCCGCCACUCCUUCCGCGCCCCUGCAGACGUCUUACAGGGAAAUCGGGCCCAUCGUUUCCUUGUCUCCUCCAUACCUCUCCGGCGGUCGCGGAGCGACCGCCCGUGCUAGAUAUGACGAACAAAAGCAAGAAUAACUUCUACGGCGCACCAACUACGAUGUUGAAUUGUUCGAAGGGUAUACUAUACGGCAAGGAAAGUGAUUGGCGCCUAACCCGAUUUCCACUAGUAAAAUCUUACUAGUAAGGAAAAUCCGAGAAUUUUACUAGUAAACAACGUUGCUAGUAAUCUUAUCCGGACAAGCAAGCAAAAAAACUACUAGUAAGCGUACUAGUAGAGAGCUUACUAGGAGAAAACUGCCCCCAUUGCCCCGCGGGUCGGCUCGCCCCGAGCUUGCGCCACAGAGCUCGCCCGCGCUCCUGGCUUCCCUCGCCCCCUGUGGAGAAACUAGCGCCGAGCAACCCGUGCCUGCGUGGUGGCGCGGGACGUGGCGCUCGUUCCCGGGACAAGGGGGCGCAGCCGUAGGAGGGUGAGUCCUUAUUUAUCUGACCGAGGGUGGCGCGGCGCGCGCUGCUGGGCCCGCAAGUGCAGGCGAACUAGCAGCUCCGGCCCCGCCACGGUGCCGGGGAUGGCUUUGCGCUUUGUUUGGGUCGCCACGUUUUGCCAGGCCGGGGCGGCCCCCUCUUGGUGUGGAUGCUUUCGCCGCCCUGCACAAACAAAGAAGAAAGCGCCUUUUCUCGAUGCCUUAAAUGGUUACCACACACAGCGGGCCCAGUCCCACUGUGUUGGCUGACUGCCGCCUUGGAUGCGUAACUAGAAUGACGAGCAGCCGCCCGCAAGUCUCGCAGCCUGAGGGGGUGCUCGCAAAUUUAUUGGGAACCCGCGGAGCUUCUCCUCCGGAGAUCGCAAAUUUAUUGUUCUUUCUUUCCCCCGGACCCAGAGCUUCUCCUGCUCCCGGGGCCUGGGACGGGCCCCUGUCACGCCUAUUGUCUUUCUCCGGGGGGCUCAGACGCACGGAAAAGCCCUGCGCCUGCAGGGUUUUCGUCCCCCCGCCACUCCUUCCGCGCCCCUGCAGACGUCUUACAGGGAAAUCGGGCCCAUCGUUUCCUUGUCUCCUCCAUACCUCUCCGGCGGUCGCGGAGCGACCGCCCGUGCUAGAUAUGACGAACAAAAGCAAGAAUAACUUCUACGGCGCACCAACUACGAUGUUGAAUUGUUCGAAUUCUACUUCGAGGGCUAGUAGCAAGGAACGUCAAAAAUGUGGCUCAGGUUCUUACAGUUACCUCCAGCAGCGGUCUAGUAAUAUCGGCUUGUCCUCUACUCGACGGUCAGGUUCUAUUUCGCAGGAGGUGUUCCAAAGUCGGAUGCUUUCCGCGUCUACUUCAGCAGGCGGGGGAAUGAGUAACAACUACCCGCCGUGUGGAAAUAAUGUAAGUAUAGGAAGUACAACUGCUUCAAACACAACACCAGCAGACUCUGCAGCGGGUAACAAGUACAAGAAUGCUAACACGCCGGAGAGGACAAGGACCAUGGCAUCGUCAACUCCUGUGAAGCAGGCACAGAACACGUUCUCGAAGAAGAAAAAUGUUGGUCCCGAAAGAGAUCAUGCUUCUUCCACUUCUAAAUUACUCCACGAAAACUCCGGGUCGCCGACUACCUCCGCUCCCAGUACCAGCUCCCCAAAGUACGAGUUGGACAACAGUCUGUUAGAAACGACCAACGCGGGUGAGUCCUCCUGUCGCACCGGGGGGUCUGUGUUAGAGGCAGAGUCGCUACGGAGUAGUAACAGCAACUCGCCCGAGAUCCAAAUUUUGGAUGAGGAGAAUGGUACUAAAGAUCAGGAGGACACCUGCAGCUCGGACACAGAUGAGGACGAAGAUGAGGAGGACGAAGAAAUUGUCCCGACCGCAACUACUAGUCCCUUGAACGCAUUGAAGAAGCCUACGGCCUCGGCCGCUUUUUCGCAAGAUGAUACUUUCAAAUACACUUCGAAAUACUACGAAUCAAACUACAAGAACGGCGGAAAUGGAAAUGCAAGCAUCAAGAAGUACAGCUAUGACAAUGAGUACUACGCUAACGCCGACUAUUACCAGCAAACCGGCGCUUCUUUCUCAGCCAACAAAACUAGCAAGUACAAAAUGAAGAACAAGUUCAAUAAAUCUGGCGGCCCGACAACAGGUGGUACUACGAGCGUCAACAUUUCCGACCACCACUCUUGGCACAAGAAGACUAAAGCCGGACCACACCAGUUUCAACAUCUUGCGGACCGUGAAAACAAAGGCUCUUACAGCUCCUCUUCGAACUUUUCGUCCGCUCGCCUUCCCCGCAGCAAAAAGAAAUACUACGAGGCGGCAACCAGCGGGGUGGGAGUUGGUGGUGGAUCAACGACCUCAACUUCUACCUCUACGUUUAAGAAGAAUAAAGCGUUCAAUGGUUUUUCAACUGCUGCAAGAGCAACUGGUGGUCCUGGUGCAUCUUCAAGCAAGAGCAGUCACAUUCUUGACCCGCACAACAAGUUCCUAGCCCCCUCACCCUUCGAUCCUGCGAACAAUUCUACCGCCGGGACGAGCUUAUUAAGCGGUGGCGUCUACUGUGAGGACCCAACUUCCGCACAGCAGCACGCUGCAAUGCAACUACAAGCCGUAGUACAGCAGGAAGCGCAACUAUCACAGGAAAAAACUACUGUUUCACUGUGAUGAUUUUGCAAGAUCUGCAUCACAAGUUUGUUACACAUGACACAGAAAAUUUGCCAGGCGCGCUUCCAAAGGGAAAAUACCUCUAAAAGAGUCAAGGUCUUGCAGGUGUAGCAAGACAAAUAGCUCUGUGCUCCAUUCCACGCAUCACAAGUUCACAGUGAGGCAGUUUUUUCUUGCGAUAGCAACAGGCGGUCGCUAUGCAGCAGUUCUACCACCACGCCACGGCAUUUUACAAUCUUCUUGCGCAGCAGCGGGGAGAUCAUGGGGUUGGCGGUGCUGGUGCGGUGGCCGCGGGAUCACACCGAGAUUUGAAUCUGUUAGGUGGAAGUGGUGCCGGCGCUGCAGCUCUUGGGCAGCAAGGACAUCAGCACCUGAAUCUUCACGGUGACGCAAUCGCAAGCCAGGAAUUUCUUGUACACGGAAGUGGUGCAAGUGGUGUCGGUGCAAAUGCGAACCAGUACCAGUAGAGGGUCGUCCAGUACGAUGAGCUCUCUAUCUAUGAAACCAAAAGAGUUUUUAGAGACAACGAAUGGCAACAAAAAGCCAUAGAUUCUCCGUGAUGCGAAGGGAAAAAAAAUGGACGAGACAUGAUUUCCAAGAAGUAGUCCAUUCUAUACGGAAUUUAUUUUCGAUUGCAGUUCAUUUUGCUGCUUGUUUGCUCAAGAAUGGUUGAUGUGGUGGAGUCAAUUCGCCAUUCUUAAAUUUUUCAACUAUAGUUGUCUCACAGGACUGCCACUCGAUGAAACUCAAAAAGGUAAAAACAAGUUUAUCAGUUGUAAAAGGCAAGAACCGAAAG
Amoebophrya sp. A120 is the source of this 6793-nucleotide messenger RNA. The record is from the annotation of a GenBank genome assembly. Lineage: Eukaryota; Dinophyceae; Syndiniales; Amoebophryaceae.